AAACGCACCCCUUUCGCUUGUGUUCCCUCACAGUUCAGUUCUCUGAAUUCUACUUCCCAUAAAAUUCAAGAUGUCUAAAGCUUUCGUCGAGCUUCAAGUAAAAGAGAACAAGGUCGUAGUUUUCUCCAAGACCUACUGUCCUUACUGCAAAAAGGCGAAAGAGGCGUUGUCAAGUACUGGUCUGAAGGACUACGCUCUGGUCGAGUUGGACGAACGAGAGGAUGGCGACGAGAUUCAAGAUAUUCUCAAGGGAAUCACCGGAGGCAGAUCGGUUCCAAGAGUGUUCAUUGGGGGCAAGUUUGUUGGAGGGGGAGAUGAUGUGAAGAAGCUUGCAGACACUGGCAAACUGAAGCCAAUGUUGCAGGAAGCUGGAGCCUUGUAAAUGAACGAUUUCAUUUAAAAACAGUGCACAAUGCAUGGAAUGAAAAUGCAAAGGAUUCAGUAGUUUACUUUGUGUAUAAAUAAUGCAUAUAUAACCAACUUUCAUGGAGUAGUUCUUCAAAAUUAGUUGUAACAGAGCACACUUAGCAGUUAUUUUAAAGACGUACUUGAUUAAAAGGUUCAUAUGAUUUCCACAAUAUGUAGAAAUUCUAAACGCAAUUUUGAAUAAAGAGUGAUUUAAAAAA
Messenger RNA from Orbicella faveolata, 626 nucleotides. RefSeq lists its product as uncharacterized. Gene Ontology annotation, molecular function: glutathione disulfide oxidoreductase activity. Lineage: Eukaryota; Metazoa; Cnidaria; Anthozoa; Scleractinia; Merulinidae. The record is from RefSeq and is a predicted model, not a curated record. Gene Ontology annotation, biological process: cellular response to oxidative stress. Gene Ontology annotation, cellular component: cytoplasm.